AUGUCGUAUCACUACAAAGAUUUCAAUAUGAUGUACGACAGGAACCUUUUUACGGCUGCCAAAAUGGGCGAUGUCCAGAACGUUACCGAUAACUUGCACCGAAAUCCGAUGGAAAUUUUGGACUAUCUCUCCGCCCGGGCCCCGGCAAGACGACAGCGACAAAUUGAUGAUAUCAGAAGAUGCUUGGAAGCCGACAGAUCUCAAAUUUAA
Molecule: messenger RNA, 210 nt
Organism: Oikopleura dioica
Lineage: Eukaryota; Metazoa; Chordata; Appendicularia; Copelata; Oikopleuridae
Source: the annotation of a GenBank genome assembly